Messenger RNA from Gongylonema pulchrum, 219 nucleotides. NCBI's taxonomy places the organism in Eukaryota, Metazoa, Nematoda, Chromadorea, Rhabditida, Gongylonematidae. The record is from the annotation of a GenBank genome assembly.
AUGCUUGCAUGCAAGGGAACUGAAAUGGAUCAAGAGUCUACGAAACACGACAGUAACGAACCUAACCGGAAGCAACAGCAGCAACAGCAUCAUCACAGUGAAGCGGAAGACGUGCCGAAAAAGGCAGACAAAGAAGACGCUGCUUCGUCAUCCUUGCCCAAAAAGAAAAGUAAUUCAACUUUGCUCACUCUUGCUGUGCUUACUUCACCGGAUAGGUGA